Artibeus jamaicensis (Jamaican fruit-eating bat) is the source of this 2585-nucleotide messenger RNA. It is a transcript of the gene IRAK4, whose product is annotated as interleukin 1 receptor associated kinase 4. Gene Ontology annotation, molecular function: ATP binding; protein serine/threonine kinase activity; magnesium ion binding. NCBI's taxonomy places the organism in Eukaryota, Metazoa, Chordata, Mammalia, Chiroptera, Phyllostomidae. The transcript is spliced from 12 exons. The record is from RefSeq and is a predicted model, not a curated record. Gene Ontology annotation, biological process: signal transduction; protein phosphorylation. The coding region runs from base 86 to 1462 and encodes 458 amino acids.
CCUUCACGUUGCACAAGUUCCUUCCCUGCUGUCUCGGCAGGGCGGGGUCUGGCCGCCAGCGCCCGCUCUCCAGCAGGAAUAGAAGAUGAACAAACCCAUAACACCAUCGACAUAUGUGCGCUGCCUCAGUGUUGGACUCAUUAGGAAGCUGUCAGAUUUUAUUGAUCCUCAAGAAGGAUGGAAGAAGUUAGCGGUGGCUAUUAAAAAACCAUCUGGUGAUGAUAGAUAUAAUCAGUUUCACAUAAGGCGAUUUGAAGCAUUACUUCAAACUGGAAAGAGUCCCACCGGUGAACUGCUGUUCGACUGGGGCACCACAAAUUGCACAGUUGGUGAUCUCGUGGACCUUUUGAUCCAAAAUGAGUUCUUUGCCCCUGCGAGCCUUUUGCUACCAGACGCUGUUCCUAAAACUGCUAAUACACUACCUUGUAAAGAAGCUGUAACAGUUGAGCAGAAUCAGAGUCCUCUCUAUGGCCAGGACAGGACAUCUGGGAUACCUGUGCGGAAUCCUGAACAAAAUUAUAUGCCACCCGAUUCCUCAAGUCCGGAAAGUUUAGAAGUUAGUGAUACACGUUUUCACAGUUUUUCAUUUUACGAACUGAAGGAUGUCACCAAUAACUUUGAUGAACGGCCCAUUUCUGUGGGUGGUAACAAAAUGGGAGAGGGCGGAUUUGGCGUUGUGUAUAAAGGCUACGUGAACAACCGAGCCGUGGCCGUGAAGAGGCUCGCAGCUGUGGUUGACAUUAGUACAGAAGAACUGAGACAACAGUUUGAUCAAGAAAUAAAAGUAAUGGCAACGUGCCAACAUGAAAAUUUAGUAGAACUACUUGGUUUCUCAAGUGAUGGAGACGACCUCUGCUUAGUGUAUGUGUACAUGCCUAAUGGUUCAUUGCUAGACAGACUGUCUUGUUUGAAUGACACUCCACCACUCUCCUGGCACAUGAGGUGCAGGAUUGCUCAAGGUGCUGCUGAUGGUAUCAGUUUUUUGCAUGAGAACCAUCAAAUUCAUAGAGAUAUUAAAAGUGCAAAUAUCUUACUAGACGAAGACUUUACCGCCAAAAUAUCCGACUUUGGGCUUGCACGGGCUUCUGAGAAGUUUUCACAGACAGUCAUGACUAGCAGAAUUGUGGGAACAACAGCAUAUAUGGCACCUGAAGCUUUGCGAGGAGAAAUCACACCCAAAUCUGACAUCUACAGCUUUGGUGUUGUUUUACUAGAAAUAAUAACUGGACUUCCAGCUGUGGAUGAACACCGGGAACCUCAAUUAUUGCUAGAUAUUAAAGAAGAAAUUGAAGAUGAAGAAAAGACAAUUGAAGAUUAUAUUGAUAAGAAGAUGAACGACACUGAUGUCACUUCCAUUGAAACUGUGUACUCUGUUGCUAGCCAGUGUCUGCACGAAAAGAAAAAUAAGAGGCCUGACAUUAAGAAGGUUCAACAGCUGCUGCAAGAAAUCACGGCUUCUUGAAACUUUGGUAGAGUAGACUUUGGCUUUUUAUACACAGCUAUCAAAACCAUUUUUUAAACUAAAUUUUUGGUAAGCAUUCUUCUUUACCUUUAAUAAGACAGCAUGGUACAGUGCAGUACUGUGGUUCUUAAAGGACACGUGGAACCCCAAACAAACGAAAGCAGAGCUGCCAUUUCAAUGCUUAGCCCUCCCUUCUUAGAGUUGCCCUCAGUUCUUGCAGUAAUCCCCGAGACAUCUUCUUGGAGCUUCAUCACACACACUUUGAAAACUACAGUAUUAACAAAACAGAGGACUGGACUAUUGAACGAAAAGACCCUGAGCUGAAGCCCAGCUCCACUACUAAUUUUCUGUAAAGCUGUGGGCAGUCUCUUAGUUGCUUUCCGCCUUGGUUUUUUCACCUGUAACACUGGACUAAUACUUACUGUGCCUCUCUGGCAGGUAGUCAUGCAAAUCAAAGGAUGCAACAUGUUUGCAAGUACUUUGUACUUUAUAAAGUGAUAUAAAAUUUAACAUUUAUAUAGAUGAUUAUAAAAUUUUACUACAGUCAUUGGUUUAUUGAGUCAUGUUUACAGUGUACUGUUUUAAGCAAUCAUUCACCACAAGCCAAAUAAACCCACAUGAGACUGCCACAAUAUGUCCAUAAUUAAUUAGAUUAUGUACCAUGGCAAAGUUGAUAGCAUUUUGCAGAUGCAGUUAAGGUUCCUAAUCAGCUGACUUUGAGUAUCAGCAGGGAGACUGUGCUGGGUGGGCCCGAUCUAAUAAGGUGAGCUCUUACAAGACAUCUAAGACAUCCUUGUGUGGGCCUUAAAGAAGGGACCUACCAUGUUUUUAAGGCCACAUUGGCUAAGACCUAAGGGUGGCCUCCAGGAAAUGAGAGCUACUUUCUGGCUGUCAGCCAGCAACACAAACUGGGACCUGGGAUGUGUAACCACGAGAAACUGAAUUCUUCCAACAGCUUAAAUUAGCUUAGAAAAGUACUCCAGACCUCAGACGAUACCAUAGCUCCAACUGACACCUGAAUUUUGGCCUUGUGAGACCCUCAGUAGUGAAUCUGGCUGAGCUGUGCCUGGACCUCUGACACACAGGACUGUGACAUAAUAAAUGAGUUGCUAUAAGCCACUGA